This is a messenger RNA of Chelonus insularis, 1026 nucleotides long. Its product is annotated as phospholipid phosphatase 6. The coding region runs from base 132 to 773 and encodes 213 amino acids. NCBI's taxonomy places the organism in Eukaryota, Metazoa, Arthropoda, Insecta, Hymenoptera, Braconidae. The transcript is spliced from 4 exons. The record is from RefSeq and is a predicted model, not a curated record. Gene Ontology annotation, molecular function: sphingosine-1-phosphate phosphatase activity.
UGGUACCCUUGUGGUUAAACUAUCCCAGUGCGUAUCAUUUUUUCAUGAAGUCCAAAAUAGCUUAGCUGUAACAAUAUCAUAUUUGUUACUUACUCUUUAGAAAUAAAGUUGAAAAAUAUACCGGCAACAUCAUGGAAAAGAAAACUAAAUCGAGAGAAAUACCAACCGUCUUAAGUAAAAUAUUAUCAAUAGAUGUGUACUUAACCAAUACCUUUGUAAAAAAAGCUGAACAUUUUUUACCUUUCAAACAAUUGAAGAUGCAUUACAAGGCUUUAGAGAUCUCUGCACAUACGAUUACAUGGUUAGCUGGAUGGUUAGCUUUCAUUUGGAUUUUAGGAAGUAAAAACUUGUAUCAAAUGCAAGUAAAUUUAUUCAUAGGCCUUUUACUGGAUAUCAUAUGUAUUGCUGUUUUAAAAGCUUUAACAAGAAGAAGAAGGCCAGCAAAAAAUGACGACCCUUUUGAAUUUGGUCCUGAUAAAUAUUCUUUUCCAUCAGGUCAUGCAUCUCGAUGUACAUUUAUUACGUAUUUUCUGCUCAAUUUAUGGCCUAUUUCUCCUAUUUUUAUUCCCUCCUUAUUAGCUUGGACGAUUUCCGUUUGUCUUUCUCGACUUCUCCUUAAGAGACAUCAUAUUCUAGACAUUUUAGGCGGUGUCGUACUCGGCAUUUUUGUAGGAUUAUGUGUUCAACUGAUUUAUUUAGAAGCUGAGACAUGCGCUGGUCUCAUUGCUUGGCUUACAGAUGAAAAACUUGAUGGUGGAGAAUAUCAUGUUUAAACUUAUAAUUGUUAUUUUGAUCUCGAAAAAAAUUGUGUGAAUUAUCAAAGAUAAGAAAAAAUUUAAAAGAUAAAGUAACUUGAAAAUUUUGUAAUCAUAGAUGAAAGAUUUUAUAUUAUAAUAAAAUGGUUUGUUAUUUAGUGAGUGAAAGAGAAUUAAAUAAUUAUAUUAAAUGGUUUCAAUACUCGUAAAAUUAGUAUACUCUAAAUGUUAGAAGCCAAUGAAAAUUUUAUUUUUUUAUUAAAAAAAAAAA